This is a messenger RNA of Trypanosoma conorhini, 954 nucleotides long. RefSeq lists its product as uncharacterized. The transcript has a single exon. The coding region runs from base 1 to 954 and encodes 317 amino acids. The record is from RefSeq and is a predicted model, not a curated record. NCBI's taxonomy places the organism in Eukaryota, Euglenozoa, Kinetoplastea, Trypanosomatida, Trypanosomatidae.
AUGAGCGCACGCCUGGCUAGAUGUGACCCUCGUCUGCUGGACUUUGUUACCUGGGCCGUCCUAAAGGGCUGCCGCCUGUUUCAGCGCGUUCAAAUAACACCUUUGGGACUGGUUGCCACAAGCACGAUACCCGCGUAUGAUUUUGUGGCUGUUGUUCCAACCUCUGCGACCCUAAGUCUCCUCAACCUUGCGGAAGAUGGGUCCUUUCCACUCAAAGUUUCACCACAAAAUCACGGCGAGGAGCUGGCGUUUUGGCCCGAUCUUACAUAUGGUUCGUUUGCAUUCAUUGGGUACCUUACCAAGGCCCUGCGGACCGGUAGUCCACGGGGGGUGCGGAGUUAUUUGGACGUGCUACCCUUCGAUCCGGGUAUGGCCAUUGGCAGCGUGGCAGAUGCCGCGCAGACGACGAAGGGUUAUUCAAAGAUGAUAGAGCCGCUCAAGAACGUUUGCAAAUCGCAGGAUGUCGAGUUUAAUGUGACCUUUCGGCAUGCUUAUUGCCUUUUCCGCCGGCAUGCCAUUCCGUUCUGGAGCAACACCGAGGCGGGUAGCGGUGGUCAUCCAGACUUCCAGCACUCGCCGUAUGCUGAGGAGAGCUAUGGGGACAUUUUGGGAAUGGUGCCGGUGCUGGAUUUGGCGUUGCAUUCGCCUGAGCCAAAUGCAUCGAUUGGAUACCCAGAUGCUGACAUGUUGCAGUGGCUAGCGCAGGAAAAAAAGGCGGGUAUUCAAGUGGAUAAAGGCUAUUUUGUGAUGCAGGCCCAGCGUGACAUUCACAAGGGUGAAGUCAUCACCGUGAAUAAGAAUGCCUACUUCAAUUUUGACGAUGCUACAUUUAAGGCGUGGUUUGGCUACCCAAAUGCUUCCCAGCUUCAUCAGAGCGCUGAGACCGUCAGGGUGCCUACAGCGAGCUGUGACGAUGUUCUGGAAGCAGGUAAUCCGGAGCUUCCGGAGAUGUAG